Haliaeetus leucocephalus (bald eagle) is the source of this 609-nucleotide messenger RNA. It is a transcript of the gene FABP3, whose product is annotated as fatty acid binding protein 3, muscle and heart (mammary-derived growth inhibitor). Gene Ontology annotation, cellular component: nucleus; cytosol. Lineage: Eukaryota; Metazoa; Chordata; Aves; Accipitriformes; Accipitridae. The record is from RefSeq and is a predicted model, not a curated record. The coding region runs from base 111 to 512 and encodes 133 amino acids. Gene Ontology annotation, molecular function: fatty acid binding. The transcript is spliced from 4 exons. Gene Ontology annotation, biological process: fatty acid transport.
GCUGCGAGCUGGGCGGUGCAGUGCCACGCUCACAGCCAGCCGGACCCCCGGGACCCCCAUACACGCGUGUGGCUCUGUGUGUGUGUCCCCCUCCCCUGCACCCCCUCGCCAUGGUUGACGCCUUCCUGGGCACCUGGAAGCUGGUGGAUACGGCCAAUUUCGAUGAGUACAUGAAGGCGUUGGGGGUGGGCUUCGCCACCCGGCAGGUGGCCAGCCUCACCAAACCCACCACCAUCAUCGAGGUGGCGGGCGACAAGAUCACAGUGAAGACCCAAAGCACCUUCAAGAACACAGAGAUCAGCUUCAAGCUGGGCGAGGAGUUUGACGAGACCACGGCGGACGACAGACACGUCAAGUCCAAGGUCACGCUGGAUGGAGGCAAACUCGUCCACGUGCAGAAGUGGGAUGGGAAGGAGACAUCGCUGGUCCGGGAGCUGAAGGAUGGGAAAUUAAUUCUGACUCUCACCAUGGGCAACGUCGUCUCCACCCGCACCUACGAGAAGGCGACAUAGACACCCUCCCCACCUCUCUCACCUGUCACCCGGUCCUGCAUUCGCCCCCGUCCUUGCCCCGUGCCAGGCACGGUUUGCCAUAGUCUUGGAGCCCACU